CCUGGUGACGUGGCGCUUUGCGUACGUAUUGUUGUUCCGCACGGAGUGGAGGGAACGAAAACAAACUGCGGCGAGAGAGAGAGAGAGAGAGUGAGUGAGUGCGCGCGACGGAAUCAUCAACCCCCGCCGCCCUGCAGAGCGCAACCGAGCAGGCGACGAGGAGCACGAGCGCAGCGAGACCUUCUGGAGGAACGUCAUUUUAUCAUGGGUGACGGUGGUUUUGAUCCUUGUGAAUGCAUUUGCUCACAUGAACAUGCUAUGAGAAGCCUGAUCAACUUGCUACGACAGUCACAGUCUUACUGCACAGACAAUGAGUGUCUGCAAGAAUUGCCAGGCCCAACUACCUCCCCUGAUGGUGGAAUGACAGUGUCCAUGAUUAUGAUGGCUUGGGCAGUCAUUGCUCUGGUGCUGUUCCUGAUGAGACCUGCUAGCCUGAGAGGAUCUCCAAAUGGGAAACCAUCUGGGCCACGUAAUAAUCCAAGACAAGAACCCCCAGCACCUCCUGUGGACUAAGCCUUACCAGCCAAAAAAGGCAACCGGGAAUCCAGUUAACCAAAAUGAUGACUAACUGACUAACUCUCAAAAACUCUUGUUUACUGGUGUAUGUUUUUCAAAGAUAUUUUGAACUUAAAGGAGCAAUAUUCUCUCAGUGGCAUUCUUAAUGGUUGAAUAGUUUAUUCUGUAGCCUUAAAAUUAUGAAUUAAACGACAUGUUUUUCAAAAACUAUUCUGAAAAGCAACACUGGUGCUCCUGGAACUUCCACAGAAUAGAUGUUUUGACAGCCAUCUUGAGCAAAUGGGUUACUGCAGUCCUAUGUUUCUCAUAACAGAGCAUUGUGCAAGGAUAGGUGGGAUAAGUUUAUUGUCUCGUUUGUUACUGCACCCAACACUGGCAGGACCAGUUAAAUAAAGGGUUCAUUACCCUCAAAACUGAAAAAUAUUAAUUAACUUUUAUUUGUCAGUUUAUAAAAAUGAUUUUUUUAUUAACCA
Molecule: messenger RNA, 989 nt
Organism: Callorhinchus milii (elephant shark)
Lineage: Eukaryota; Metazoa; Chordata; Chondrichthyes; Chimaeriformes; Callorhinchidae
Gene: smim14
Product: small integral membrane protein 14
Exons: 5
Coding region: 205-513 (102 amino acids)
Cellular component (GO): endoplasmic reticulum
Source: RefSeq, a predicted model, not a curated record